Ochlerotatus camptorhynchus is the source of this 2455-nucleotide messenger RNA. RefSeq names its product amidophosphoribosyltransferase-like. NCBI's taxonomy places the organism in Eukaryota, Metazoa, Arthropoda, Insecta, Diptera, Culicidae. Gene Ontology annotation, biological process: purine nucleotide biosynthetic process; purine nucleobase biosynthetic process. Gene Ontology annotation, molecular function: amidophosphoribosyltransferase activity. The record is from RefSeq and is a predicted model, not a curated record. The transcript has 3 exons. Bases 447 to 2243 code for a protein of 598 amino acids.
UACAAUUAACUGAGAACUAGAAGAUCAAAUUCGUUCUAUGAAUGAUUAAUUUUAUUAGUGAUAAGUGCUUUUGUGCAAGGUUAUGAUUGAAUCGUGCUACACUACUAAAAGGACAAACGAGUACACACAAAAUUGGCAAUGUGCUAAUCUCUCGCUCUCUCACACACUCUCGCGCAGCCACUCAGUUGUUAAUAGAGAAAAAAAGGGCCAAUCAGCAGCAGAGCAGCCGACGAUCGCCUAUUCCUGCCUGACCGAUGCGGAUGAUCGUGUUAAAUAUGUUAAGAGUUAUUUCUACAAAUCAGUUAUUGUCAGUUUGAACUCGGUUAAGUGAAGAUCGACUGUAGGCAAGUGUUUACAGUGAUAUAAGAAACAGUUUUUUUUUUCAUUCGUGAAGGAUUUCGAUCCCGAAGCUAGAUAGCACGGACAUCUAAUAGGAUUUUUGGAGAAUGGACCCUCCGUCGUCAGCCACUCCGUUGACGUCGUCAUCGCGAUCAACACCCAAUCAACAGUCCGUAGACAAUGCCACCAGUGACGAACAGCGGAACGACACACUAAGCGUAGAUAAAGCCGCUCUCGAUGAAAUGCUCAAUACCAAUGCGUUCACGGUGCCACGUGUUUCCCCCGUUGAUAGUGGAGCAGUCGAAAAGUACAAGCUGACCGGUAAACGACUCGAUCGAGGGGUCGUUCAGUCGGGUUUGACGCACGAAUGUGGAGUAUUUGGAGCAAUCGCAACGGGUGAAUGGCCCACUCAGAUGGAUAUCGGGCAAGUUAUCUGCCUAGGCUUGGUGGCCUUGCAGCAUCGGGGUCAGGAAUCGGCUGGUAUCGUUACCAGCGAGGGAAAAUGUGCCAAGAAUUUCAACGUUCACAAGGGGAUGGGAAUGAUCAACAACAUCUUCACGGACGACUCGAUGAAGAAGCUGAAGGGUAAUCUGGGUAUUGGUCACACCAGGUACUCGACUUCGGCGGCUUCCGAGGAAGUCAACUGCCAACCGUUCGUCGUCCAUACGGCCCAUGGAGCUCUUGCGGUGGCCCACAAUGGAGAAUUGGUGAACUGCGACAGUUUGCGAAGGGAUGUACUGUCCCGAGGUGUAGGCUUAUCUACACACAGCGACUCGGAACUGAUCACGCAAGCUCUCUGCCUGAAUCCUCCGGAUGGCGAAGGUGACGGUCCGGAUUGGCCCGGCCGUAUUAAACAUCUCAUGCAGCUAGCCCCACUCUCCUACUCCCUGGUCAUCAUGUUGAAGGACAAAAUCUACGGAGUUAGAGAUCCGUACGGUAACAGACCUCUCUGCAUCGGCAAGAUCGUACCGCUGAGCAUCGGAUCCUACAGACAAGAAAAAGUAGACAAACUGGCAGCCGAAGGCUGGGUCAUCUCGAGCGAAAGCUGUGGUUUUCUGUCGAUCGGAGCGAGGUACGUCCGAGAAGUUGAACCGGGCGAAAUCGUGGAACUGACCCGCGAUGGAAUCAAAACGAUCGACAUCGUCGAAUGUCCGGAAAAUCGCCGCCAUGCGUUCUGCAUCUUCGAGUACGUGUACUUUGCGCGAUCGGAUUCCAUCUUCGAGGGUCAAAUGGUUUACUCGGUGCGAUUGCAGUGCGGUCGACAGCUAGCUCGUGAAGCCUACGUAGACGCUGAUAUCGUAAGCUCAGUUCCCGAAUCGGGAACGGCCGCUGCACAUGGUUACGCUAGAGAGGUAACUUGUAGCCUUCAUGGAAUUCCUUGGUCAGAUUUUAACAACUUCCCCCAACAGACUGGUCUCCACUUUGCGGAAGUACUCUGCAAAAAUCGCUACGUUGGACGUACCUUCAUUCAGCCUUCGACUCGCCUCCGGCAGCUAGGUGUUGCCAAGAAAUUCGGUGCUCUCUCGGAAAAUGUCUGCGGCAAGCGGGUGGUCCUGAUCGACGACUCGAUCGUACGCGGCAACACCAUCGGACCGAUCAUCAAGCUUUUGCGGGACGCUGGUGCUAAGGAGGUUCACAUUCGUAUCGCCAGUCCACCGCUGCUGUACCCGUGCUACAUGGGUAUCAACAUUCCAACGCGGGAGGAGCUGAUCGGUAACAAGCUGAACCCGGAAGAAUUGGCCAAGUAUGUUGGGGCGGAUAGUUUGGCUUACCUGAGUGUCGAGGGACUGCAGAAGGCGGUCCAGUCGAACAUGAGAAAGAGCAAUCCCGACAAGGUGGGACAUUGUACGGCCUGUCUGACGGGAGACUACCCCGGUGGGUUGCCGGACGAUUUGGAUUGGUGAGAUGGAUGGGGGCGGCCACUUUCGGUCGUGUGAAUUUUACUUUGUUUGCUGCUCCGUCAUAUGAUGCGCAUGACAUGGUUCAAUCCAUCGUGGGUUUGAGAUGUAUUGCAUAGCUUAUAGAGUUACGCUGUUGACGAUGUCCGAUCUGAGAUCAAUUUUGACAUUUAAUUUAGGGACAUUACAUGAUAAUAAAGACUAGAUUUAUUCUGCAA